Molecule: messenger RNA, 436 nt
Organism: Pocillopora damicornis (cauliflower coral)
Lineage: Eukaryota; Metazoa; Cnidaria; Anthozoa; Scleractinia; Pocilloporidae
Product: tetratricopeptide repeat protein 38
Molecular function (GO): protein binding
Source: RefSeq, a predicted model, not a curated record
UUGUCAUUCUCUCCGUGACAUUGGACAGGUGACAGUGGUUGGAGUUGUCUGCGGGGAAGUCAGUCGUUGUCCAGAUUCGUGCUUGAUUGCGUUGAAAAUGUCAUACCUACACACCCACUGGCGAGAUGUUGAUGCAUGGAGGAAGGAAGGUCUUUUACUGUCAACAACAAGCAAUGAAGCAGCGAAAAUGUUCGAUGCCUCCCUCACUCAGGUUGUGGCUCACCUUGACUAUGACAGUGUUGGUGGUCUGCAGAAUUCAAUAACCAGAAUGUUGGAGGCAGAUCCUGAUUUUGCCAUGGGUCAUGUUUUGGCAUCUAUCUUGGAAGUAAAGAAUUCUAUGGAUGUUGCCCAGUCACUAGCUUCAAAGGGCAAACUUAAUGACAGAGAAAUGCUCCACUUUAAUGCUGCAAAAGCACUAGCUGCAGGGUAAGAUAUA